Molecule: messenger RNA, 1833 nt
Organism: Penicillium vulpinum
Lineage: Eukaryota; Fungi; Ascomycota; Eurotiomycetes; Eurotiales; Aspergillaceae
Product: DUF3176 domain-containing protein
Exons: 4
Coding region: 1-1833 (610 amino acids)
Source: RefSeq, a predicted model, not a curated record
AUGGAAUCCAGCCAUUACGUUGAAAUGACAGGAAGACCACACUCAGCCUCGAUAUCGAGUGUACAUUCCCAUGGCCACUUCAUCGAAGGCCUCUUUGUAGAGAGCGAAAACAAUCCCAACGGAGAGGGACAGUCACUAAGACCUCUAAUGGAGACAGGUCCCGACCCGGCACUCGGGCCACUAGCUGAAUCUAUUGAAAACGAAGAAGAGGAAAACAAACCGACGAAAGACAUAUCCUAUACACCUAUUUCACACUGCUUUAUCUGGGAAGGUCUAGCACUAGUUAUCUCACUUGUAUUGCUGAUAACCAUCACUAUUGUCUUGUCUCAGUUCGACGGCCGCCCGCAGCCUACCUGGAAUUACGUAUCGCUGAACUCUUUGAUCUCCUGGUUGAGCACUAUUUCCAAGGGAUGUGUUCUAUUUGCCACCAGCGAGGCAUUGGGACAAUUAAAAUGGGUUUGGUUUACUCAAAAGACCCGUUCGCUGCCUGAUCUAGGCACUUUUGAUAGAGCCACUCGAGGCUUCUAUGGCAGUGCAGAGCUGAUCUGGAGUCUCCGAGCGAAACACUUCGCAGUUUUGGGCAGUCUGGCAGUUAUCCUCGCUCUCGCCAUCGACCCCUUCACUCAAAAUUUGAUCCACUACUACUCCAACCUGGUCACUGAUGUCUCGCAAAUCGCAACUGUAUCGACAAGCUUUGUUUACGACGUGACCGGUUUAACGAUUCACCCUGGCGCCGCAUGGUACGUGGACCCAAUAUUCAAGGCCAAUAUCUACAAUUCACUACUCAACAACGACAAAACAAAACCCUGGUCUAUCCCACAGUAUACUUGUGGCACUGGCAACUGCACCUGGGAUCCAAUUGCUGCACUAGAACUGAGCUCGAGCUGUACGAACGUUACAGAUCAGCUGAAGUUUGUUUGCUAUGACGAUAAAGAAUUUAUUUCUAAAUUUGGAGCGCCGAACUGCUCUGUCAAUCUUUUGGGCAGCACUACCUCGGCGAGCUUUGUGUUGAAUCAAUCACACGGCUACCCAGUCUCUGUGGCAUAUGUCAAAUCAAAUAAUGCCUUGGCAUAUAAGAGUACAAACCACUAUACCACCCAAAUGAUCGCUCCAGAUGGGCUGCUUCUAGAAGGCCCAUUUGAGCUGGGGAGGACCAAAUGGCAGGCAAUGGAAUGCGCCCUGAUGCCCACCGUUCGAAGCUUCCGCACAAGCGUCACGAAUGGCAUCUACCAUGAAGAGACCCUAGCUAUCUGGAAGAACCUCACACCCAUACUUCAAGGCUCUGAUUACUCUUUCAAUCCACCGUGGAGACCAAACAUGGGAAUAGAGCAUAACCAGAGCUUUUUAUUAAGCGUACUGUCCAUCCAAGCGAUGGAAGGCUUCUUCAAAAAUAUAUUCACUGGCCGCGCGGAACUCACUUCCCAAUACGGUAUGAUAUUUUCUUCUUACGGCGGCGGUUCUUAUGCUGGUACCGAUAUCAUUCAGGCCAUUUCACAUGACAACAUUACCGGUUGCAAUGUCAACACUGCCGAGAAACUUGGAUGUGUCAUGGAAAAUGUCGCUGCGGCAGCGUCCAAGACUUUUCGCGACUCGGCGGCUACUGACGAUGGCCCAGGAAACGGCACGAUUUGGAUUGCUCUCCCGGCUCUAGUGUGGCUUCUAGGUGUUGUGACACUGGUAGGUACCAUGUGGAAGAGUCGACGGAGUAGCGUUCCUAGCUGGAAGAAUGAUGUGGUACCUUUGCUGUUCUUGCAUAAAAAUGGCCAGGAUGAGGGAGUCUCGCUCAAAGCGAGAUUAUACAAAAGCGAAGAUAAGAUGGUGUUAGGUGAAUAG